Messenger RNA from Syngnathus acus (greater pipefish), 2010 nucleotides. RefSeq names its product vacuolar protein sorting 26 homolog B, like (gene vps26bl). The record is from RefSeq and is a predicted model, not a curated record. The transcript has 6 exons. Gene Ontology annotation, cellular component: endosome; retromer complex. NCBI's taxonomy places the organism in Eukaryota, Metazoa, Chordata, Actinopteri, Syngnathiformes, Syngnathidae. Bases 164 to 1156 code for a protein of 330 amino acids. Gene Ontology annotation, biological process: intracellular protein transport; retrograde transport, endosome to Golgi.
ACUGUUGACGCAUGCGUAGUAACUCAGUUGAAACUAGUAGGGCUAGUCAAACAACUGAGAAGCUACUUGUACUAUACAAACAAACGAUCGCUAUAUCAAGGAGCACAUUUGGUUACAAAUUCUAUUGACGGAGAGAGAAAAAAAGCAAGCCUGACCAGCAACGAUGAACUUUUUUGGUUUUGGCCAAAGUGCGGACGUCGAUAUAGUUCUCAAUGAUGCCGAAACAAGGAAGAAAGCGGAGCAUAAAAGCGAGGACGGCAAGAAGGAUAAAUAUUUCCUCUUCUACGACGGCGAGACGGUGUCGGGCAAGGUCAACGUCAACCUCAAAUACCCUGGCAAGAGGCUGGAGCACAACGGAAUCAAGAUUGAGUUUGUUGGCCAGAUAGAGCUCUACUACGACAGGGGAAACCACCACGAGUUUGUGUCCCUGGUGAAAGACUUGGCACGGCCAGGGGAGCUCACGCAGUCGCAGACAUUUGACUUUGAGUUCACGCAUGUGGAAAAGCCCUAUGAGGCUUACACUGGGCAGAAUGUCAAAUUACGCUAUUUCCUCAGAGCCACAGUAGGCCGCAGACUGAGCGACAUCAUCAAAGAGGUGGACAUUGUGGUCCACACGCUCAGCACUUACCCCGACAUCAACUCCUCCAUCAAGAUGGAAGUCGGCAUCGAGGACUGUCUACACAUCGAAUUUGAGUACAACAAAUCCAAGUAUCACCUAAAAGAUGUCAUUGUCGGCAAGAUUUACUUUUUGCUUGUGCGAAUUAAAAUCAAGCAUAUGGAGAUUGACAUCAUCAAGCGGGAAACAACUGGCACCGGGCCCAAUGUCUACCACGAGAACGAUACCAUCGCCAAGUACGAAAUCAUGGACGGCGCGCCGGUCCGAGGAGAGUCCAUCCCCAUCAGGCUGUUCCUAGCAGGCUAUGAGAUAACGCCCACCAUGAGGGACGUCAACAAGAAGUUUUCAGUCCGCUACUACCUCAACUUGGUCCUCAUCGAUGAGGAGGAGAGGCGCUAUUUCAAACAGCAGGAAAUAACCCUGUGGAGGAAGAGCGAUGUUGCAAGGAAGAGCAUGUCUCAUCAAGCCAUCCUCGCCUCCCAACGAUUCGAAAGCUCCUCCAACGCAGAGAAAAGCCAGGCUGAUGAAAAGGACGACUAAAAAGCCCACCCCUCACUGCCGCAGCAAGUUGUGAAUUUGAAAAUAUUUUUUUGUGCGUAGGGAAUGAAUGCGCUCUACUCAAAUUGUACUUGCAAGUGAUUGUAUUCCUUUUGAAAAGCAGCCACCAAAUGAGCUUUAUUUUCAUUUUCCUGACAAAACAAAUGACAGUGUUUACUUUGGUUCGUGCGACUUAAAUCUAUGGUGGGUUGUCGUCAACCUGUUGGUGCACUUGAAGAUACAGUCAUUUGCAAACACAAUGUCCCUAACAUGACCUUGAAUUCUUGCCAGCUGCAGCAGUGAUCAACUCCUAUAAAUCUCACAUUUAUCAAUGAAUCAUUUAAUUGCUGCCUUGGAAGCCAAGCCAACUUUUAUCGGCUUGAAGUUCAAGAGAAAAUGAACUGAAGACGAGAGAACUGAACAUUUUCAUACAUUCCACCAGAAAAGACUAUUUAUUUUUUUAAUAGCAUCAGAUAGAUAUGCUGAAUGCCUUACCUAGUGUAGAUGUCACUUUUGAUGUGACGCUUUUAAGUUGAAGGAAAAUACACAAUUGACAGUAAAGUCAUCCAAAAUUAUUUUUUGACAGAAAUAUUUUAUUCUAAUGAAAUAGUGAUGAUGCAGCGGGGUGCAAAAGUAGGUAAACAAAAAGAAAAAAAGAGGGGGGGAAAAACACGUCUACUUUUGCACCUCCUUGUAUAAAGAAUAAAAUUUACUGUAUAAAAUAUGUUCAAGGGUACACUGUAUUAAAAGCCUUGUGGAUCAGAAAUAUUCUAUAUUUACUUUACUUUUUUUCUGCUUUAUCUGACCAAAUGACGAAUCAUGUAAUUAAAGAAAUUGUCUGCUAUCAAAAAUGAAAA